ACUGACGAUGUCUCCCUCCCCCAUUACAGAGACAAACCUCACUCUCUGUCAGCAGUCUCUGAGCCCUCCGCCAGCUCACUCCUCAGCACUGAGGAACAGUAUGAAGAUUAUGGAGAAGCUGAUGAUACUGACUUCAUUCCCAGCAGCCCGGGUCUGGAUGAUGAGGGCAGAGCCAAUGCUUUCUCUGACCUGGGAUCCUCCGUUUCCUCCAGCGCUGGCCAAACCCCACGGAAGAUGAGAAAUGUGUUUGGCAGUGAGUUCCUCGAUGUCUAUUGCUCCCAGUGCUCUAAGAAGAUCAAUUUACUCAAUGACCUGGAGGCACGCCUCAAAAAACUGAAAGCAAACAGCCCCAACAGGAAGAUCUCAUCCACGGCCUUUGGAAG
Messenger RNA from Chiloscyllium plagiosum (whitespotted bambooshark), 383 nucleotides. NCBI's taxonomy places the organism in Eukaryota, Metazoa, Chordata, Chondrichthyes, Orectolobiformes, Hemiscylliidae. The record is from RefSeq and is a predicted model, not a curated record.